Rotaria sp. Silwood2 is the source of this 987-nucleotide messenger RNA. Lineage: Eukaryota; Metazoa; Rotifera; Eurotatoria; Philodinida; Philodinidae. The record is from the annotation of a GenBank genome assembly.
AUGCUUGAUUUAUUGCGACUUCAAGCAGUACCUUUGGAAGCCCUUUCUUUGCGGCGAUACGCUGAUGAUAAUGAGCUCGCCCGAGUCUCUAUGAUAAAUAUCAAGCAGACAUACGGAGUUCCCAUCUUAGUUGCACAUCGUGCUGAUCUCCAAAGAGUAUUGAAAGAUGGAGCUGAAGACUUUGGUGCCCGAAUUCAAACGAGAUCGUACGUCGAAAAUAUUGAUUUCGAGAAUGCUCGAAUCAUGAUCAAAGGUUGCUCGAAAUGGUUGCAAAGUGACGUGGUGAUAGCAGCAGAUGGUAUUAAGUCAACUAUUCGGAAAAAAAUGUUGGCACUCAAUGGUCAGGUGGACCAAGUUAGAGAGACAGGUGAUGCUGCAUGGAGAGCGAUUAUUUCUGCUGAAAAGAUACAUGCUACCAAAGACGCUAGUUUGAUUGAGGCGUUGAAUAAUCCUGUUGUACUUCGCUGGAUGGGACCUAACGGACACAUCAUGAGUUAUCCUAUUAGAAAUCAUCAUUUUCUUAACUUGGUUCUACUUCAUCCUGACAAAAUAGGUACUAAAGAAUCAUGGACCACGAAGGGCAAUAAAAAAGAAAUCGUUGAAUUUUAUAAAAACUGGAACAUUCGUGUCAAAAAAUUACUCGACUUAAUACUAGAGAGAGAAAUUUUGGAAUGGAAAUUAUGUGAUCACAUAUCAUUACCUACGUGGACCAAAAGUAAAGUAGCAUUAAUGGGAGAUGCGGCUCAUCCUAUGCUUCCUUACGUUGGCCAAGGUGCUGCUCAAGCUGUUGAAGAUGGAGCCGUUCUGGGUGCUUGUCUCGCUAUGAUUAGUAGUACAGAAGAAAUUAAUCCAGCACUAAAGGGCACGGAUACGCAAAUGCAAACAAUUGAAAUGUGGGAACACCUUAUGAAGUUAGUUACAAGUGGCCAAGACUUUGAAUCACCGUUCAGCACAAAACGUCUACCAUGGCUACAAAAACUUAAGUGA